This is a messenger RNA of Parastagonospora nodorum SN15, 264 nucleotides long. RefSeq lists its product as hypothetical. The record is from RefSeq and is a predicted model, not a curated record. The coding region runs from base 1 to 264 and encodes 87 amino acids. Gene Ontology annotation, cellular component: endoplasmic reticulum; membrane. Gene Ontology annotation, molecular function: protein-macromolecule adaptor activity. Lineage: Eukaryota; Fungi; Ascomycota; Dothideomycetes; Pleosporales; Phaeosphaeriaceae. The transcript is spliced from 2 exons.
AUGUCCUUCCUCCUCCCCUCCACGCCGGGCCUCCUGCCCAAAUGGCUCCUUUUCACCGCGAUCGUCUCCGUCGGCAACUCGAUUCAGGCAUACAGCACCCUCGCAUUCACGUCGCGCGUAUACAACCCUACAUCCAUCGACCCGCCGCCUACAACGCCGAAACAUGUUACUGCGCUGAGUAGUCGGACGUUUGGGACGUGGACGUUCUUGGCUGCGGUCAUAAGGAUGUAUGCGGCGUACAAUAUUGAGAAUCCUGCGAUGUAA